AUGGGGAGCCGCAAUUCACACGCUUUAAGAGACCUCGAAGAGGAAUCGAGCAACAGCUUUGGUGCGAAAAAUAUCACGAUCAUUGUGAUCGCUAUAAAUUUCCCUUUGUUUCUGAAAUAAGAAUAAAUGGAAACUUGGAUCAAGGUAGGUACAGAUGUCGCGGAAGGCUUAAACGACGCUUAGUUCUAUGUUUUGCAGUUCUGGCUUCGGUCAAACCCACUCAAAAAAAAAAACUGUCAAGACGUCAUAGUGCAUCGGAUUUGAAACUAUAGAAAAAUUCCGAAAAUCUCCCAUUUAGUGUAUGCGAAAUGAACUUUUUCAGAUGCUUAUUCAAAAAAAUCCGAGAGCAAACUUUACUGUCUCCAACAUUUUAUCCCCUCAUUAGGUCAAUUGAACGUUCUUACACAAGUCGAAAAUUCAUUAACCGUUUUUUCUCGGAACUUGUUUCUAGAAGCUGAAACCUAUUACACCGCGUUCUUGAGACUUUUCGAUAUAAAUAAGAAACAUCCGUUUCUUCUAGACGUUUCUGUAGUUUCUCCCGUCCCGAACCAGCGGUGAAGGAAAAAUAUCUUGAAAGUGCCUUUUGCUGGCUGGAUCUCAGGAAAUGUUCAAUAUCAACUGAUCUUCUCCUCAAAGUAUUCCUCGGCAGCGGAGCAACCGGCCGACGUGUUUGCGGCACGCGGAACAACACGCGCCGCGGUUUUCACCACGAAUGCUUGCCCAUGUCAACUGCCUCGAAUCGUUCCCACUUGUACUCGUUUUUUUCCUCGAGGCGUCAAGGUGAUGCCAGAAGCACUUCAGAGUACAAAGAAGUCCGUGUGAAGCAUAAAUGAAUCGUAGAGGCAGGCAAAAAAUUGUAAACCAGAAAAAGAGUGGCUUUCGUGAGAGCUGAGGUCAAAGAAAAUCAGAUUUUUACAAUAAAUCAUGGGAAAUAGAUAAAAAAAUUACUCAAGAUAAGAUCUCUAAAGGUACAAAUCACUAGGCUCGUAACAGAGAAAUUUGAGUUUUCAGAUAGUUACAAAAAAUUUUUCAAUUUCUGUAGUCACACAAAAAACGUGGUUUUAACUGAAUAUCCGGAAAAUUCAGGAAUUUUACAAGUUUUAUGAUAUCAAAACAAAAGAACCAAUUAUAGAAACAAAAAAAAAUUACGAAGCACUGCCUUUUCAAACCUUAAAAAAUUAGGCUCAGUAAAAAAGCCGCUCAAAUUAGAGAAAGGCAUGAAUUUGUGAAAAGAAUUCAAAAAAAGACUCCAAAACGAUUGUCGGUAUCGCUCGAGGCGCACAGCUGAGAGACUCCUUGAAUAUUUGUCAUUUUUUUUUCCUGCCGAUUUUCAGAAAAGCGGCUUACGAGCCUUUGGCGCGAUCGCCGCCGUCCAUUUAUUUAUUUAUUUAUCUUCGCCUUCCCACAAAAAUCACAUUAAAUUUAAAUACAAAAAGAUUCAAAGCUUCUUCAAAAUUUCAGACAUGGUUUUCACUUUGGUUUUCUACUCGUUAGAUAAACAAAUUUCAGUUGAACAAUUUAAGCAAAAAUUUUAUAAAAACAGUGGCGUCAUAAUUCUUAUCCAUCCAUCGAAGAUUUUUUUUUGACAGAAGUUUGAAAUUUUCAAAUUUAACAAUAGGUUUCAUAAACGAAAAAGUUCGAGACUACAUAAAAAUGAGUAUUCCCGAGCUCAAAAAAGUAAUGAUGGCCGGCCUUUAGAUGGAAGACAUGAAAACGUAACACGAGACCCGUACUUCAUUUUGCUUUUCGUUUCAAAAACGCUUCGAGCUGGUCCGUUGUUGCGUUCAUUUUUUGUUUCACAGCCCUUGUUUGUUCAUUUCCUCGGUUUUUUUCGGAGGAAAUUAGAGAAUAACGAAGCUCUCGAGAAUUUUCACCGGCUUGGAAAAACAGAAGCGGUGAGAAAAAAAAAAAGGACUUUCAGUUCGACUUGAGUUUACAAAACAGUUUCGAAAAUGUUUUCAGCAAUUUGUAAAGUCUUCAGUAGAACUUAUUUCUUUGUUAGUUGUCGAAAACACUGAAACACGAGUAAGUUCAAAAAUGAUCUCAAAACAACGGAGGAAGUUGUUGGCCAUACGAUUACUGUUUAUAAAAAUUUUUUGACAAAGUUUUUAACCACUCAACUUUAAAUUUUUUUUUCAAUCAAUCUUAUCUUCACCAGUUUUUCCGCGAUAUUAUCUUGUUACGCGUAGUGUGGCUCAAGGCGUCGCUCUCCAGAAGCACCUUUCUAUAUUUUUGCUGGCUAAAAUACACUUGCACGCCACAGAGCUCAAGGUCAGAAACACCUGAGUAUAAACUAAACAUCGAAAAGAAACAUUUCAUUCUUUGAGUAGCUAUUCUUCUUCACAUCAUUAUUUUGAAGUUCCAAAGUACUCACCAAGAUUGUGAUUGCAAGAAGUAAGAAUCGAAUCAUAGCUAGAAGCGUCGCAGAUCGAAAAGCCUAUACGAGUUCGAGAUUGUGAUCGAAGUGGUAAUGUCAGGGGUUGGCACGUCUGGUAGAACACGGGGCUGAAGGCUGCCGGAGGAGCAGCGGAAAAAAAGGCGGGAUCACAAACAAACAACCGGAACGGCGACCGGCACACGCUGCCUACGAGCAAACUGGCGACCUCUACCGAUGAGUGGCAAAACGUCAGAAUCCUUGACUCAUGCCUUCAUCCAGAUCUUUUUUCUGUCUCGAAUCGUUUGACAGAUUUGUUGAUUUUGUUUAACUGCGCAAACGUCUUGAGAACCUGGGUAUUGCUUACCAGUUUGGUUUGCUCAUGGUUCUCUCAUUGAAUUGAGUCACACUCACAGAAAAAUUCAAAAAAAAAGUAUUUGGAGUACUUAGGAAAUGCUUUGAAAUACGAAGAGGUUUUUUUUACGGAUCGUGGGAUGAAUCCUUUGGUUAUUUUGUCCCCGAUCCGAAGAGAAUUCGUCUCUGAAAUCCGAACACCGCUUCGCUCAUAGAAAUGGCUUCAGAGUUACCUUCGGAAGUCUCAAGCCUGUUGAAACAUGAAGCAAUACUUCGACGCUUAUUUUUAUUCCAAGGCGUAAGGCUCUCUCGAUAACGAAUUGAAAAUUUAACGUCGAUGCGAAAAUUCGGUAGAUAAAACUAGGAUAUCAAAAAAGAUAUCAGAACCAUGUUUUAUUUUUCUUUUCUAUUACUAAAGUUUCAUUUGAAAGUGUCCUAUGCGAUUUAUUCUAGCCUUCUAAACUGCUCUUCAAAGAGCGAUUUUCUUCUAAACACGAAUAAUCCGUCCAUCGGAACCAGUGUCCCUAGCGCCUGAGGGCAACCUUAAGCACUACCUCCAACAUGUAAGCCUUCCAGCUAAUAUUUGCACUAUCACCAGCUUUUACGUGUGAGGAAAAUAGGAAGUGCCGCAUAUCUUCUUUUUUGGUCACUAGUUUUUCGAUGGGGUAUUAGUUGGAGUAUAAGCAAAGAUAGUUUAUAGAAGAGUUUUUCGGAGGGGGUCAGAGAUGACCUCCGCCAGACGGCGAGCCGUAAGAGGAGCGGCAGGAGCGUUGAUUACAAUUCGGGAAAUUUGAGACAUACUUUUGCGGGUUUUAAGUUUGAAGUUCUGAAACUGAAGCUUCGGAUUUCGAAAAAAAGAUCAGAAUUAAUGAAAAUCUUGUGCACCAAUCUUUAUUUCAGCUCUUCGCAAAGCUUGAAGCUCAAGGCGUAACUGGGAAAACUGAUGACGAGGAGCUGGACGAGUUGAUGCGGGGAGCAAUAUUGUCGUUGCGAACUUGCCUAGUGGAGCUCGAAAAAUUGGCUGGUCUGACAGAUAGUUUUUACUGCAGAUAUUUAGGUUUGUGAUAGAAAUAAACUAUGCUUGAAUUAUAUAAUUAUAGUGACAAUGAAGAGAGCAGUUUGUCAAGAAACUCUCAUUGGAGCAUCUGUGGACAGCGACGACGACAUGUCGGAGCCGGUAACACCUGACUGUGAGGUAAUUCGAACUGAAAAUGCAUUUCACCAGGCAGUUUUAAGAUAAAAUAUUCACGCUUUAAAAGGAAAAAAAGGAAAACCGUCAUUCAUAUAACCAAAAGGUCAACUCCUCAUAGCCUUUCAAGGAAUGCAGAAAUAGGUUCUAGUAGCUACAAAUGAUCGUUUAUCUUCAGUCUCUACGGGUUUCUGAGCUCAUAAUCAAAACUGAAAGAAAAUUAAUCAUGCGAUCCUAAUUCUAUCAGAAAUGAAAUUAUCGAAAACAAGAUUUGCAUAAAAUUUCGCAACUUGAUAAUAUUAUUCUUUGGCAAUCCGAGCGGUUCAGAAUCGGCCGAAAGCAGGUCUGGCGGACUCGGUGGCGACGCUGACAACCUCGCACGGGAUGCUGUCGAUCCCCCUGCAUAUUACGCAACAAUCCAUCACGAUGAUUCCCUCGUCUUCGACCGCCGAGACGAAAACCGCCUUUCCGUUCCUUCACGCGGUGGCGCCCAACCCAAAAACGGCUGAUCAGCCAAUGUUUUGUUGCAGUUCGGCUUCCCGAGACUUCCUCGUAUGUUGCCGCCGGUGAUCGACGAGGCAGCCCUUCAAAGGGGUCCGCGUCUUCAGAGCGGCGCUGUCGAGAACAGCGAAGAGGAAAAAGCUUCUUCUUAA
Caenorhabditis auriculariae is the source of this 4570-nucleotide messenger RNA. NCBI's taxonomy places the organism in Eukaryota, Metazoa, Nematoda, Chromadorea, Rhabditida, Rhabditidae. The record is from the annotation of a GenBank genome assembly.